UUUAAGGGCAUGCAGCAGUAACUGCAAGUUCCGAUGGUCUUGAACGCAGCUACGUCGCUGCUUGCGACGCGUGUUUCGGCAAGGACACACACAGAGUCUGGAAUGACAUUGUGUAAGUUAUCGAACUAGUGUGUUUGGAGGAGUCGCUGCUGUCGUUGGCCUUCAGGAGACAACACACCAGAACCCAGGCACAAGAAGCGCUGUAUUUAGAGGGUCUUAAGCUGGGAUUUUUGCCUGGAAAGGUUCAUAAAGGUGAAAGCACUUUGUUCCAUUUGGGAAAUCUCUCCAGAGUGCCCCCCCUGUCUGAAAGGAAGCGCCGCUGUGUCCUCGGAGCAUCCUCUGAUGAGGGUGAUGCUGUGCUGGUGACGGAGGUUUUCUCAGCCGCUGUUGUGAAUGGCUGUGAGCAGAGGGGGCAUCGCCUUCUGGGUUGGUUGUGUUCACAACAACAGCAGAGGGCAGCCCAUCAGGAAACAGUUCUGGACUAUCGGCCAGGCGGUUGACUUGCUCUGCAUCCGUCAGACACGCCCCUUGAGAAGUGCAUCAUGGGGACUCUCGCCACCCAACAGCCUGAGGUACCAGGAGCCCGCUAAGCAGUCUGUGCUCGCGCACCCAUUCCACAACGCCAGUCAGCCUCAGAGAUGUAGUUCCUACGACGAUGACUGGGACGAGCCCCCCAGCGAGUGCGUGCCGGCGCAGCAGAGGGAGCCAGACGUCUUCCACACGCAGCAGGACAUCGCUCUGUUGACUUACAGUAGAAUGAAAGAGCUGCUGGCUGCGGAUCCCCCCGAGUUCUUGCAGUUCUUCUUGCCCGUGACUACAGUGGACGGACGCAGGGAGGAUGACAUCAGCAUGGGCACCUUGAAGAAAAACAAUGUGGAUGCUGUAAACAGAGAACACGGCUGCUUUAGGAGUCUGUUCCAAAUGGAGAGGUGCCCGGCUCCUUUCCUGUACGGCUCGCAGUUUUACUGUUUUCACUGCCCGGACAAGGAGCCCGCUUUUCACAGUGCAAUACAAUCCAAGGACAAGAACAUUGAGAGGGUCGAGGGGCCCGCUGUGCAUCCGACUUACCUGUGUCUUCAUGCUGAGAGCCGCGCACCCGAAGGAGACAAAGACGCAGAAGAGAAAAUGGCCGUCAUGUACGAAAGGCUGAGGUCCGAGCUUCCGGUUUUCUUCGAAAAGCCCCACGAUUACAGCAUGUACUCCCCUGACGUGGAAUUCGUCAAUGGGAUCCUGAAUACCAAGAUGAGGGGCCGCACUCUGUACCAGCUCACCCUCUCCUUGUGGCGUUUUCUGUGUCUGUGUUAUUACGCCGAAGCACGACUGGAGGUGCUCAAACUCACCAAGCACAUGGAAGACGGAACAAUUAAGGCUCGCUGGAGGAUCAGGGGUCUUCCCUUCCAUUCUAUAUGGAUUCGCUUCUACCGCAAAGACAAAACUCAAUUAUACAGGUUGUAUGACGCAUUCUCUACAUUUUACAUUGGAAAGGAUGGACUCAUUCAGUGUCAUAAAGUUGAAAAAGUGAUGCCAGCUCAGCCUCCCGCCUUACCCAGAGUGACUACCCUCCUGGCAGGAGUUCUGGUGGCUAUGGGAGUGCAGGAGAACCGACCCGCCCUCAACCUGUUCCCUCUCCUCAUGUCCUCCCUUCGACCUGGUAGAAAUUAAAACGGCAGUGACCAUUACAGGACCUUGACGUUAACUGUAUGUCUGUUUAAUUCGGUGUAUCGUUCAUUUCUGUCACAGCAAUGCAUUAUUGUCCGCUUUCUGCAGUGCAAGAAAAAAAAAAAAAAAAAAA
Cynoglossus semilaevis (tongue sole) is the source of this 1792-nucleotide messenger RNA. RefSeq names its product chromosome 18 C6orf136 homolog (gene c18h6orf136). Bases 394 to 1662 code for a protein of 422 amino acids. The transcript is spliced from 7 exons. The record is from RefSeq and is a predicted model, not a curated record. NCBI's taxonomy places the organism in Eukaryota, Metazoa, Chordata, Actinopteri, Pleuronectiformes, Cynoglossidae.